Molecule: messenger RNA, 711 nt
Organism: Fomitiporia mediterranea MF3/22
Lineage: Eukaryota; Fungi; Basidiomycota; Agaricomycetes; Hymenochaetales; Hymenochaetaceae
Product: NAD-binding protein
Exons: 7
Coding region: 1-711 (236 amino acids)
Molecular function (GO): oxidoreductase activity, acting on the CH-OH group of donors, NAD or NADP as acceptor
Source: RefSeq, a predicted model, not a curated record
AUGUCUGUCCCUCGAGUCGCAAUUGUAACUGGAGCUGCUGGAGACCUCGGAAAGUACAUUUCUCUCCGUCUUGCGGAUGAUGGCCUCGAUAUCGCCUGCAAUGACCUUCCCGAACAGAGUGUCAUUCUGCAGGACUUGGUCUACGAAAUUAAGAACAAAGGACGCAGGGCGAUCUCGGUUCCCACGGAUGUGUCCAUUGAGGCUGAUGUAAAAACGAUGGUGGAGACAACUGUCAAAGAGUUGGGCUCUGUCGAUAUAUGCAUUGGUUCGAGUCCGCAUAAGCAUGGAUCAGUACUAAUAAAACCUUUUCCAGUGGAUGAACAAAUCUGGGACAAGAUUUUCUCUGUGAAUGUUAAGGGUGCACCUCUGUGCUCUGCAUAUUGUGCAAGCAAAUUCGCUGUUCGUGGUCUAACACAGACUGCAGUUUGUUUAUACCCUCUUGCCCAGCAAUGGAAUAUGCGAGAUUCGGAAUUACCGCAAAUGCUUAUGCGCCAGGAUUACUGUAAUUGGAGGCACAAAGAUGUUGCGGAUAACGCUCUUGGCCUUCCUUCCGGUGGAUUUGAAGCACAUUCACUGGCAAAUGUGAUAAAAAUGGGGAAACUUGGCCGACCAGAGGACAUCGCAGGGUUGGUAUCUUUCCUCUCAUCCAAGGACUCUGGCUAUGUCACCGGUCAAACGCAUUCUUGCGACGGUGGAAUGCACAUCGCUUAA